UAAUUUUGGUGGACCUGGCAACCCUGCUGGGGAUCACAUGAUUGUGGAAGUUAAAGAUGGCUCCUGUAGCAGAGGAACAUUUCAGCUCUCUGCAGCUCCUGUUAAAGGCUCCAUCCAAAGAUGUGGUGCGACAACUAUGUGUGGACAGUUUCCCAUCCAGAGCACACGAGUCUCGGGUUCUGAUCGACAGCACUGCACAGACCCUCUCUGUGUCCAGCACUGAAGCUGCACAGGUGCUGACAGCAUUUCACACGCUCUCACAUCACGUUGUGUACCAUAAUUUAACAGCAGCAGAACAAAUUCUCUCUGUGUUCCCCGACACUUUCCACCCUAACCUCAAAAAUCUCCUCACGAAGAUCCUGCUGGAACAGAGUACGACGUGGCGAAAUGAUGCUUUGGCCAGUCAGAUUUCUUUGCCACAGCUUGUAGACAUGGAGUGGAGGGUGGACAUGAAGACGGCCUCAGACUCAGUGAGCCGCAUGGCUGUGCCUACUUGUAUUUUGCACAUGAAGAUCCAGGAUUCACCUUGUAUGAGUGGCAGUGCUUGUGACUCUUCAGUCACUGUGGAGCUGAGCAAAGAAACUCUGGACACCAUGCUGGAUGGCCUGGGCCGCAUCCGAGACCAGCUGUCCGCUGUGGCUGGAAAAUAGACCCAAUCAGACAUUUUGUAGAAAAGUCCACAAUUUACCAGUUUAAUUAGUAGUUAACUGUUAAUCAAGCCCGUAUCUGAUCACCCUGUUUGAGUGCAUGUGCCACAAAACCAAGACUAAAGCAUUUUAAAGCAGGACUACAUUUUCAAGUGAAAAAAAUCAACAGAGAUUUAAACAAUAGUCUAGGGAUCCUAACAUGAAGGUUUUGGGGAAUUUGUCCUCUGCCAUUAUAAAAUCCCAUUAUUGCUAAUACUGUGCCACAAUCAUGUAUACAAAUACAGUAUGUGUUUUUUAUAUAUGUGAUUGCCAGGGCAGCACUGACUGUCAUGACAAUAUUUUUUUUUUUCAAUAUAUUAAUUAUAAUACUAAUUCAUUGUCAUCAAAUGUAAUUUUUUUGUUAACAUAAAGUUUAUAAAUUCUCUGAACUUUUAAAA
This is a messenger RNA of Astyanax mexicanus (Mexican tetra), 1084 nucleotides long. RefSeq names its product COMM domain containing 9 (gene commd9). The coding region runs from base 57 to 650 and encodes 197 amino acids. The transcript is spliced from 6 exons. The record is from RefSeq and is a predicted model, not a curated record. NCBI's taxonomy places the organism in Eukaryota, Metazoa, Chordata, Actinopteri, Characiformes, Acestrorhamphidae.